This is a messenger RNA of Rhinocladiella mackenziei CBS 650.93, 2445 nucleotides long. RefSeq lists its product as uncharacterized. Gene Ontology annotation, biological process: DNA strand elongation involved in DNA replication; DNA replication initiation; double-strand break repair via break-induced replication. Bases 1 to 2445 code for a protein of 814 amino acids. Gene Ontology annotation, molecular function: ATP binding; single-stranded DNA helicase activity; ATP hydrolysis activity. The record is from RefSeq and is a predicted model, not a curated record. Gene Ontology annotation, cellular component: MCM complex; nucleus. The transcript has 4 exons. Lineage: Eukaryota; Fungi; Ascomycota; Eurotiomycetes; Chaetothyriales; Herpotrichiellaceae.
AUGAUGCUCCUACAACAUAAGAAGCUCGCCGACUACGAACAGCAAUUAGAUGCCUUUCAAUCGUUUCUGGAGAAAUUCGAGACCUCCAAAACCUCUUCAGACGCAGCCACUGAAGCUAUCGAUGGGUUACACCUUGACGGCGACCACACCAGUGAUGAAUACGAUUUUAUGGACGAUGUCGAAAAUGGGCGAGGCGACACAUCACGCCGGCGGCCUAAAAGAAAGUACAUGGACAUGCUACAAGAGGUUGCGGAUCGAGAGAGACAAAAUAUCCUGAUAGAGCUUGAUGACCUCCAAGAGUUCGAAGACUCCCUCGGAAACGAUGUCAACCUGAGACUAGUGGAAUCAGUUACCAAUAACACCAAACAUUACGUUGACCUCUUCUCCGAGGCCGUGGACAGAAUCAUGCCUCAAGCAAGCAAAGAGAUCUCGUUCAAGGACGAUGUGUUGGAUAUUAUUAUGGCCCAGCGGGCCAAACGAAACGAGACGGUGGCUUCUGCCAUGGAAGCAGAUUCUGAAGCCGUGAUACCGGUUUCAACGUUCCCGCCCGAAUUGACGAGAAGAUAUACCUUGAACUUUAAACCUGUCACUCCCACGGGAACCGGCAGCGCAAAGAAAACACUCGCCGUGCGACAAGUCCGUGGAGAACACCUGGGCCAUCUCAUUACCGUGCGCGGUAUCACGACCAGAGUGUCCGAUGUGAAGCCCAGCGUACGGAUUCAGGCCUACACGUGUGAUCGAUGUGGCUGUGAAAUCUUCCAACCGGUCACAGCGAAACAAUUUACACCGUUGCAAAUUUGUCCCUCAGAGGAGUGCAAGGAAAAUGACUCCAAGGGUCAAUUGUUCGCAUCCACACGCGCGUCGAAGUUCUUGCCUUUCCAGGAAGUCAAGAUUCAAGAAAUGGCAGAUCAAGUUCCGGUCGGCCAUAUCCCAAGAACGUUAACUGUUCACUGCAAUGGCAGCCUUGCUCGACAACUCAAUCCAGGCGACGUGGUGGACAUUGAUGGCAUCUUCCUUCCAACGCCUUAUACUGGAUUCCGAGCGAUUCGAGCAGGUCUGUUGACCGACACGUACUUAGAAGCUCAGAACAUCACUCAACACAAGAAGGCUUAUCAAGAUCUGACAAUGGAUCCUCAAACCAUCCGACGGAUCGAAUCCGUCAAAGCACCUGGACAUAUGUACGAAUACCUGGCUCGAUCAAUUGCCCCGGAAAUCUAUGGCCACCUGGACGUCAAGAAAGCGCUUCUUCUCCUCCUCGUUGGCGGUGUGACCAAAGAGAUGGGCGACGGCAUGCGUAUUCGUGGCGAUAUCAACAUCUGUCUGAUGGGUGACCCCGGUGUAGCCAAAUCCCAAUUACUGAAAUACAUCACCAAAGUUGCUCCACGGGGUGUCUACACGACUGGUCGAGGAUCCAGCGGGGUGGGUUUGACAGCAGCCGUGAUGCGAGACCCGGUCACCGACGAAAUGAUCCUUGAAGGCGGCGCUCUAGUCCUUGCGGAUAACGGGAUCUGCUGCAUCGACGAAUUCGACAAGAUGGACGACGGUGAUCGAACGGCCAUUCACGAAGUAAUGGAACAGCAAACCAUUUCCAUCAGCAAGGCGGGCAUCACCACAACGCUCAACGCUCGAACUUCGAUCCUCGCAGCCGCAAACCCUCUCUAUGGCAGGUACAACCCCCGCAUCUCACCCGUGGACAAUAUCAACCUUCCGGCCGCCCUUCUAUCGCGAUUCGACGUGCUCUUUUUGAUUCUAGACACACCAUCCCGCGAAGCCGACGAGGAACUGGCCAGCCACGUCUGCCAUGUGCACAUGCAUAACCAUCACCCCGAGCGCGACGGUGAAGGCGCGGUCUUCACCCCCCACGAAGUCCGCCAAUACGUCGCCCAAGCACGGACUUUCCGACCCAACGUCCCCAAAUCUGUUUCCGACUACAUGGUCGGCGCGUACGUACGGAUGCGCCAACAACAGAAACGCGACGAAGGGUCCAAGAAGCAAUUCACCCACACCUCUCCGCGUACGUUGCUGGGUGUGCUGCGUCUGUCCCAGGCGCUGGCCCGGCUGAGAUUCAGCCGCGAAGUCGUCAACGAAGACGUCGACGAGGCGUUGCGGCUCACCGAAGUCUCCAAAGCAAGUCUGUACCACGACCAGCGCGCCCAAGGCGAUCAGACGGUCAGCUCGCGCAUUUACGACCUAAUUCGCGCGAUGAGGGAGUCCGGAGCCGCGAGUGUUGGGCGUGGAACAAGAGGUGAAUUGAAUCUCGCGCGUGUCAGAGACUUGGUUACCGCCAAAGGUUUCACGAGUGAUCAGUUUUUGAGGACCAUUGAGGAGUAUGAACUUCUGGAUGUCUGGCAAGUCGCGAAUAAUGGUACGAGGCUCGUUUGGAUCGAGGCCGGCGAUAGCGACGAAGAUGAAGACGAGGAUAUGGAUGAGGGUGACGAUGAGUGA